AAAAUGGCUGCUGUGCGGCUGCUUACUAGUAUAGUUCUACUUUGCACUCUAUCCAAUGCAACCCUACGGCGGCGGCGGCACGUCAUUCGCACGCGCUCUCCCUCCCCACCAGAACGUCCCCGCCGGCCACGUCUCCUUCCGUAUCCUCUGCCACGCUUCCCGAAUCGGCGGCGUCAUCGGUAAAUCCGGCUCAAUCAUUAAACAGCUCCAGCACGAAACUUCCUCCAGAAUCCGCGUCGACGAGUCGCCGGCGCCGCCGAACUCCGGCGACCGGGUCAUCAUCAUAACCGCCUCGAGUUCAAUUACCCGGAAAGUCUUCUUCAGUGAUGAGGAGAUCGAGGUUUCUGCUGCUCAGGAGGCGGUGGUGAGGGUUUUCGAGAAGAUUCUCGACGUUGCGGCGGAGAGUAAUGGGGGUGAGAUGGAGGCGUUAGGGUUAGUUUCGUGUCGGUUGCUUGCGGAACAAAGUCAUGCUGGAUCAGUGAUUGGGAAAGGGGGGAAGGUUGUAGAGAAGAUUAGGAAGGAUACUGGGAGUAAGAUUCGGGUUUUAACUUCUGAGAAGAUGCCGGCUUGUGCCUGUGCCAACGAUGAAAUGAUUGAAAUUGAGGGUGACUUCAUUGCUGUUAAAAAAGCACUUAUUGCCGUCUCUCGGCGCCUUCAAGAUUCUCCUCCAGUAGGUAGAGCACACGAAGUAGAUCCACAGGAAAUCUUAGCUGAUGGGCGCAUGAAUGUCCCUCCAGUUAGGAGCUCUGUGCCCCAAGUAUUUGGCAGCUCUUUCAAUCAUACUCCAGGUCGUCCUUUUUCAUCAGACGCCGACCAACACCUAAAUACAAACUUGACAAUGCCGCAACAAGAAGUAACUUUUAGAAUCCUCUGCUCCAACGAAAGGGUAGGGGUUAUAAUUGGCAGGCAAGGGACAAAUGUCAGAGCACUUCAAAAUGAAUCAGGUGCAUCUAUAAAUGUAGCAAGUCCUGUACCUGAUUGUAAGGAACGAUUAAUAACCAUUACUGCAACUGAGAAUGCAGAGUCUCGGUGUUCACCUGCACAGAAUGCUGUUGUUCUUGUCUUCAAUAAAUCUACUGAAGCUGGUGGCUAUGCAAAGGGGAUCGAUUUUGGUGGAAAACGAUCACAUUUUGCUGCUCAAGUUGUAGUUUCGCCAAACCAAGUUGGUUGUUUAUUGGGAAAAGGAGGCGCUAUAAUAGCAGAGAUGAGAAGGGCAACUGGGGCUUACAUACGUAUUAUUGGUGGCGACGAAGUCCCGAGGUGUGCUUCAGAAAAUGAUCAAGUGGUACAGAUUACAGGCGAUCUUGUAAGCGUACAAGAGGCUCUGUAUCAUGUAACCGGUAGAUUGCGUGAUAAUCAGUUCUCUAACAAAGUGCAAAAUGGUGCUGGAAUGAGGAAAAGUGGUCAUGAAUUAACUGCUUUAACCCGGAGGAUGGGUAAUCUUGGAGUCUCUUACAAUUUGGACGGGGCCCCACAGACAGGAACUGAAUUAAAUUCAAGGAACGAAUUGGAUAAUGGCAAAGAAUUGAACUCUGUUAAUGGUGUCGAACUUGGCAGUGAUAAUCGAGCUGUUGUGGUGACAAAUACAACAAUUGAGAUAGCAGUUCCUGAGAGUGUGAUGGACUCUGUAUAUGGGGAAAAUGGUAGCAAUCUGACUCGUUUAAAACAGAUUUCGGGGGCAAAAGUUAUAGUGCACGAGCCUCGCCCCGGAACAAGUGACCGUAUUGUGGUUAUAUCUGGGAAUCCUAAUGAAACUCAGGCAGCUCAAAGCCUUCUGCAAGCAUUCAUACUUAGUGGAUCAUCAUGACAAGUAAUACAUUUUGACCUGGUCUUCCUCACGCCUGACCACUUCCCUUGAAUGGAAGUUAAGUUUUGGAGUAUUUUGGUUAUGAGUUCCCCGACAAUUUGUACACUAGUCUUAAUUUGUAUCAUGCAUUUCAAAGGAUACUUCUAGAAUAUUUCAAAGCACCUUAGCACUGAUCGAUAACAAGUUCUCUUGGUUCAAGACAACCUGUUCUCCAUCUAGAGCUAAUUUUUUGAAAAUGUAGCAUGUUGUAUUAUUUCUAUGUUGGAAAGAAACAACAGAACAGUAUCACAAUUCAUGUACUCUGCAGUGUAGCCUAUGAAUACCCGAAACGCUUGGUUGACUUGGCGCUCUCACUAUUGGUAGUAAUUUGUUGCACUGUGUGAAUUGUGACAGUGAUAUUAUGGACA
Molecule: messenger RNA, 2214 nt
Organism: Daucus carota subsp. sativus
Lineage: Eukaryota; Viridiplantae; Streptophyta; Magnoliopsida; Apiales; Apiaceae
Product: KH domain-containing protein HEN4
Exons: 7
Coding region: 56-1807 (583 amino acids)
Biological process (GO): regulation of gene expression
Cellular component (GO): cytoplasm; nucleus
Molecular function (GO): mRNA binding
Source: RefSeq, a predicted model, not a curated record